Molecule: messenger RNA, 1638 nt
Organism: Merops nubicus (carmine bee-eater)
Lineage: Eukaryota; Metazoa; Chordata; Aves; Coraciiformes; Meropidae
Gene: ACVR1
Product: activin A receptor, type I
Exons: 9
Coding region: 1-1530 (509 amino acids)
Biological process (GO): protein phosphorylation; dorsal/ventral pattern formation; heart development
Cellular component (GO): BMP receptor complex; plasma membrane
Molecular function (GO): transforming growth factor beta receptor activity, type I; ATP binding; SMAD binding
Source: RefSeq, a predicted model, not a curated record
AUGCAGAAUGUCACUGAACCCUCCACAUCUGAGUACUGGGAGCGGGCAGAUAUGACUGAUGAUGAAUCAAAGCUACAUACAGUCCACUACGAGUGUGUGUGUGAGGGCAUGUCCUGUGGGAAUGGAGAUCGUUGCCAAGGUCAGCAGUGUUUUGCUUCCCUGAGCAUUAAUGAUGGUGCUAAGGUUUACCAGAAAGGCUGCUUCCAAGUCUACGAACAAGGGAAAAUGACCUGCAAAACACCUCCAUCUCCUGACCAGGCUGUGGAGUGCUGCCAAGGAUACCUCUGCAACAUGAAUAUCACUGCACAGCUGCCUUCUUCUAAAGGACAAACCUAUCAAGGAGAAGCUGCAGGUUACAGCAUGGAAACACUAAUCAUUGUUAUACUGGCUCCUGUGAUAGUCUUGAUAGUUUUCUCUGCGGUGGCUGUGCUGAUCAUCCGGAGGAUCCAGAAGAGCCACAUGGAGAGGCUGAACUCCAGGGACGCGGAGUACGGGACGAUCGAGGGACUCAUUGCAUCCAACGUGGGGGACAGCACCUUGGCCGACUUACUGGACCAUUCCUGCACGUCGGGCAGUGGUUCUGGACUCCCUUUCCUGGUGCAGAGGACAGUGGCUCGGCAGAUCACGCUUGUGGAGUGUGUGGGAAAGGGACGUUAUGGAGAAGUUUGGAGGGGUCAGUGGCAAGGAGAAAAUGUUGCUGUGAAGAUCUUCUCUUCUAGAGAUGAAAAAUCUUGGUUCAGGGAAACCGAAUUGUACAACACUGUAUUGCUGCGGCAUGAAAAUAUUUUAGGUUUUAUUGCAUCUGAUAUGACUUCCAGAAACUCCAGUACCCAGUUGUGGUUAAUUACCCACUACCACGAGAUGGGGUCUCUGUAUGACUACCUGCAGCUCACCACCCUGGACACCGUCAGCUGCCUGCGCAUCGUCCUGUCCAUAGCCAGUGGUCUUGCACAUUUGCACAUUGAGAUCUUUGGAACCCAAGGGAAACCUGCCAUUUCUCACAGGGACCUGAAGAGCAAAAACAUCCUCGUGAAGAAAAAUGGACAGUGCUGCAUAGCAGAUCUGGGCCUUGCAGUUAUGCACUCCCAAAGCACGAACCAGCUGGACGUGGGGAACAAUCCCCGGGUGGGCACCAAGCGCUACAUGGCUCCAGAGGUCCUGGACGAGACCAUCCAGGCAGACUGCUUCGACUCCUACAAGAGGGUCGACAUCUGGGCCUUUGGGCUGGUCCUCUGGGAGGUAGCUAGGCGCAUGGUUAGCAACGGUAUUGUGGAGGACUACAAGCCACCGUUCUAUGACUUGGUUCCCAACGAUCCCAGCUUUGAAGACAUGAGGAAGGUGGUCUGUGUAGAUCAGCAAAGGCCGAACAUUCCCAACAGAUGGUUCUCAGACCCUACGUUAACAUCUCUUGCCAAGCUGAUGAAAGAAUGUUGGUAUCAAAACCCAUCGGCGAGACUAACAGCCCUGCGAAUCAAAAAGACUUUGACCAAAAUUGAUAAUUCCUUAGAUAAACUGAAAGCUGACUGUUGACCCUCUUCUCGUGGUGCUCUCCUGGUGGAAGGCGUUUGCCUGGCUCCGGAGCGGCCCGGCCGGACGGUUUCUGGGACUGGUCCCCUCGUGGCCACCUGAGGAGGCAGC